AUGCCGGUGCCAACGCAAAAUUGGGACUUUCAAGCUCUCGAUGAGCCAGACGUAUUCAAAUGCACCUUUGAGAACUGCGAUAAAGUCUUUGAGAAUGCAAAAGACCUGAGACGCCAUAAGGUCAACGACAUCAACCACCACUAUUGCAAGAAAUGCGACCUCGACUUUGCUAGCGAUACCCAGCACAUCAUUCACAGAAUCGCCACUCCUUCCAAGCACAUAACGUGUCCCCUGUGUGCCACAGACUUCAAAGUGCGAGCCGGCCUCGACCGACAUUGUGAAGUGAUGCAUCCCACCCAGCAGCAGAUCAACUGCAUAGCCUGUAAGGGUGUCUUUGGUAGUAUGGCAUCGAUGAUGGAUCACAUUCAGAAAGGUCAAUGCAAGAUCUCGUCCGAAGAGUGGCAUCUGGAGCGCGCAGAACGAACUCUGCAGAAGGAGGCAUUCCUCGAGCGACGCGACCAGAACAUCGGCUCGCAUCUCUCUAGCCGCUCCAGCGACCUCGAUGUCCAAGAUGGAGGCGUAUCGCUCCUAGAGCACAGCAACGUCACCAAGCUCAACGACGAUGCUGCUCUGGCGGAGAUUGACAACCUCGCAUCUAGGAUAUCGAACUUGACGACCGCCAAUGGCACAGAAGAGCCCCUCGGUGGCAAAGACAGUGUUGUAGGCAAUGCUAGUAGCGUCGCUGCUAACGAUGCUUCGAUGCUCUCGUACAACAGCACCAUCGAUACAAGCCUUUCAGCCCAUCGUAAGACCACAUUCAAGCUCAUCGACUUCUACGACAAAGUCAGCGAUUCAUACACUUGUCCGGUUCCCCGCUGCAAGCGCGUCUUCAAGGAUCCUAGAGACUUCCACAAACACUUACUUGGUCCUGCUCACACUGGUGGACGCGUUCAAUGUCCUUCCUGUCUGAAAGACUUCAGCAACCUCACCGCUUUAUGCUCCCACAUGGAAUCGUUCAAUCGUCGCUGCAAGAUUAAGCACAGUGUCAAUUACAACCAGGUCCUUCGAGAGCUCACAGCUGGGGUUGUAGGCACAGGAGGCUUUCACGAUGAUGGUAGUGUGAAGUACAUCAUGCCUACUGACGAGGGUUGGGAUGCUUAG
Messenger RNA from Cyphellophora attinorum, 1101 nucleotides. RefSeq lists its product as uncharacterized. The transcript is spliced from 3 exons. Gene Ontology annotation, molecular function: chromatin insulator sequence binding. The coding region runs from base 1 to 1101 and encodes 366 amino acids. Gene Ontology annotation, cellular component: chromosome. Gene Ontology annotation, biological process: regulation of transcription by RNA polymerase II. The record is from RefSeq and is a predicted model, not a curated record. NCBI's taxonomy places the organism in Eukaryota, Fungi, Ascomycota, Eurotiomycetes, Chaetothyriales, Cyphellophoraceae.